AUGUGUCUUGUCCGUCCUCAAGCCCUCCAGCCGCUGCAUCGUGUCUUGUCCGUCCUCAAGCCCUCCAGCCGCUGCAUCGUGUCUUGUCCGUCCUCAAGCCCUCCAGCCGCUGCAUCGUGUCUUGUCCGUCCUCAAGCCCUCCAGCCGCUGCAUCGUGUCUUGUCCGUCCUCAAGCCCUCCAGCCGCUGCAUCGUGUCUUGUCCGUCCUCAAGCCCUCCAGCCGCUGCAUCGUGUCUUGUCCGUCCUCAAGCCCUCCAGCCGCUGCAUCCCGCUGCAUCGUGUCUUGUCCGUCCUCAAGCCCUCCAGCCGCUGCAUCGUGUCUUGUCCGUCCUCAAGCCCUCCAGCCGCUGCAUCGUGUCUUGUCCGUCCUCAAGCCCUCCAGCCGCUGCAUCGUGUCUUGUCCGUCCUCAAGCCCUCCAGCCGCUGCAUCGUGUCUUGUCCGUCCUCAAGCCCUCCAGCCGCUGCAUCGUGUCUUGUCCGUCCUCAAGCCCUCCAGCCGCUGCAUCGUGUCUUGUCCGUCCUCAAGCCCUCCAGCCGCUGCAUCGUGUCUUGUCCGUCCUCAAGCCCUCCAGCCGCUGCAUCGUGUCUUGUCCGUCCUCAAGCCCUCCAGCCGCUGCAUCGUGUCUUGUCCGUCCUCAAGCCCUCCAGCCGCUGCAUCGUGUCUUGUCCGUCCUCAAGCCCUCCAGCCGCUGCAUCGUGUCUUGUCCGUCCUCAAGCCCUCCAGCCGCUGCAUCGUGUCUUGUCCGUCCUCAAGCCCUCCAGCCGCUGCAUCGUGUCUUGUCCGUCCUCAAGCCCUCCAGCCGCUGCAUCGUGUCUUGUCCGUCCUCAAGCCCUCCAGCCGCUGCAUCGUGUCUUGUCCGUCCUCAAGCCCUCCAGCCGCUGCAUCGUGUCUUGUCCGUCCUCAAGCCCUCCAGCCGCUGCAUCGUGUCUUGUCCGUCCUCAAGCCCUCCAGCCGCUGCAUCGUGUCUUGUCCGUCCUCAAGCCCUCCAGCCGCUGCAUCGUGUCUUGUCCGUCCUCAAGCCCUCCAGCCGCUGCAUCGUGUCUUGUCCGUCCUCAAGCCCUCCAGCCGCUGCAUCGUGUCUUGUCCGUCCUCAAGCCCUCCAGCCGCUGCAUCGUGUCUUGUCCGUCCUCAAGCCCUCCAGCCGCUGCAUCGUGUCUUGUCCGUCCUCAAGCCCUCCAGCCGCUGCAUCGUGUCUUGUCCGUCCUCAAGCCCUCCAGCCGCUGCAUCGUGUCUUGUCCGUCCUCAAGCCCUCCAGCCGCUGCAUCGUGUCUUGUCUGUCCUCAAGCCCUCCAGCCGCUGCAUCGUGUCUUGUCCGUCCUCAAGCCCUCCAGCCGCUGCAUCGUGUCUUGUCCGUCCUCAAGCCCUCCAGCCGCUGCAUCGUGUCUUGUCCGUCCUCAAGCCCUCCAGCCGCUGCAUCGUGUCUUGUCCGUCCUCAAGCCCUCCAGCCGCUGCAUCGUGUCUUGUCCGUCCUCAAGCCCUCCAGCCGCUGCAUCGUGUCUUGUCCGUCCUCAAGCCCUCCAGCCGCUGCAUCGUGUCUUGUCCGUCCUCAAGCCCUCCAGCCGCUGCAUCGUGUCUUGUCCGUCCUCAAGCCCUCCAGCCGCUGCAUCGUGUCUUGUCCGUCCUCAAGCCCUCCAGCCGCUGCAUCGUGUCUUGUCCGUCCUCAAGCCCUCCAGCCGCUGCAUCGUGUCUUGUCCGUCCUCAAGCCCUCCAGCCGCUGCAUCGUGUCUUGUCCGUCCUCAAGCCCUCCAGCCGCUGCAUCGUGUCUUGUCCGUCCUCAAGCCCUCCAGCCGCUGCAUCGUGUCUUGUCCGUCCUCAAGCCCUCCAGCCGCUGCAUCGUGUCUUGUCCGUCCUCAAGCCCUCCAGCCGCUGCAUCGUGUCUUGUCCGUCCUCAAGCCCUCCAGCCGCUGCAUCGUGUCUUGUCCGUCCUCAAGCCCUCCAGCCGCUGCAUCGUGUCUUGUCCGUCCUCAAGCCCUCCAGCCGCUGCAUCGUGUCUUGUCCGUCCUCAAGCCCUCCAGCCGCUGCAUCGUGUCUUGUCCGUCCUCAAGCCCUCCAGCCGCUGCAUCGUGUCUUGUCCGUCCUCAAGCCCUCCAGCCGCUGCAUCGUGUCUUGUCCGUCCUCAAGCCCUCCAGCCGCUGCAUCGUGUCUUGUCCGUCCUCAAGCCCUCCAGCCGCUGCAUCGUGUCUUGUCCGUCCUCAAGCCCUCCAGCCGCUGCAUCGUGUCUUGUCCGUCCUCAAGCCCUCCAGCCGCUGCAUCGUGUCUUGUCCGUCCUCAAGCCCUCCAGCCGCUGCAUCGUGUCUUGUCCGUCCUCAAGCCCUCCAGCCGCUGCAUCGUGUCUUGUCCGUCCUCAAGCCCUCCAGCCGCUGCAUCGUGUCUUGUCCGUCCUCAAGCCCUCCAGCCGCUGCAUCGUGUCUUGUCCGUCCUCAAGCCCUCCAGCCGCUGCAUCGUGUCUUGUCCGUCCUCAAGCCCUCCAGCCGCUGCAUCGUGUCUUGUCCGUCCUCAAGCCCUCCAGCCGCUGCAUCGUGUCUUGUCCGUCCUCAAGCCCUCCAGCCGCUGCAUCGUGUCGUGUCCGUCCUCAAGCCCUCCAGCCGCUGCAUCGUGUCUUGUCCGUCCUCAAGCCCUCCAGCCGCUGCAUCGUGUCUUGUCCGUCCUCAAGCCCUCCAGCCGCUGCAUCGUGUCUUGUCCGUCCUCAAGCCCUCCAGCCGCUGCAUCGUGUCUUGUCCGUCCUCAAGCCCUCCAGCCGCUGCAUCGUGUCUUGUCCGUCCUCAAGCCCUCCAGCCGCUGCAUCGUGUCUUGUCCGUCCUCAAGCCCUCCAGCCGCUGCAUCGUGUCUUGUCCGUCCUCAAGCCCUCCAGCCGCUGCAUCGUGUCUUGUCCGUCCUCAAGCCCUCCAGCCGCUGCAUCGUGUCUUGUCCGUCCUCAAGCCCUCCAGCCGCUGCAUCGUGUCUUGUCCGUCCUCAAGCCCUCCAGCCGCUGCAUCGUGUCUUGUCCGUCCUCAAGCCCUCCAGCCGCUGCAUCGUGUCUUGUCCGUCCUCAAGCCCUCCAGCCGCUGCAUCGUGUCUUGUCCGUCCUCAAGCCCUCCAGCCGCUGCAUCGUGUCUUGUCCGUCCUCAAGCCCUCCAGCCGCUGCAUCGUGUCUUGUCCGUCCUCAAGCCCUCCAGCCGCUGCAUCGUGUCUUGUCCGUCCUCAAGCCCUCCAGCCGCUGCAUCGUGUCUUGUCCGUCCUCAAGCCCUCCAGCCGCUGCAUCGUGUCGUGUCCGUCCUCAAGCCCUCCAGCCGCUGCAUCGUGUCGUGUCCGUCCUCAAGCCCUCCAGCCGCUGCAUCGUGUCGUGUCCGUCCUCAAGCCCUCCAGCCGCUGCAUCGUGUCGUGUCCGUCCUCAAGCCCUCCAGCCGCUGCAUCGUGUCGUGUCCGUCCUCAAGCCCUCCAGCCGCUGCAUCGUGUCGUGUCCGUCCUCAAGCCCUCCAGCCGCUGCAUCGUGUCUUGUCCGUCCUCAAGCCCUCCAGCCGCUGCAUCGUGUCUUGUCCGUCCUCAAGCCCUCCAGCCGCUGCAUCGUGUCUUGUCCGUCCUCAAGCCCUCCAGCCGCUGCAUCGUGUCUUGUCCGUCCUCAAGCCCUCCAGCCGCUGCAUCGUGUCGUGUCCGUCCUCAAGCUCUCCAGCCGCUGCAUCGUGUCGUGUCCGUCCUCAAGCCCUCCAGCCGCUGCAUCGUGUCGUGUCCGUCCUCAAGCCCUCCAGCCGCUGCAUCGUGUCGUGUCCGUCCUCAAGCCCUCCAGCCGCUGCAUCGUGUCGUGUCCGUCCUCAAGCCCUCCAGCCGCUGCAUCGUGUCGUGUCCGUCCUCAAGCCCUCCAGCCGCUGCAUCGUGUCUUGUCCGUCCUCAAGCCCUCCAGCCGCUGCAUCGUGUCUUGUCCGUCCUCAAGCCCUCCAGCCGCUGCAUCGUGUCUUGUCCGUCCUCAAGCCCUCCAGCCGCUGCAUCGUGUCUUGUCCGUCCUCAAGCCCUCCAGCCGCUGCAUCGUGUCUUGUCCGUCCUCAAGCCCUCCAGCCGCUGCAUCGUGUCUUGUCCGUCCUCAAGCCCUCCAGCCGCUGCAUCGUGUCGUGUCCGUCCUCAAGCCCUCCAGCCGCUGCAUCGUGUCUUGUCCGUCCUCAAGCCCUCCAGCCGCUGCAUCGUGUCUUGUCCGUCCUCAAGCCCUCCAGCCGCUGCAUCGUGUCUUGUCCGUCCUCAAGCCCUCCAGCCGCUGCAUCGUGUCGUGUCCGUCCUCAAGCCCUCCAGCCGCUGCAUCGUGUCGUGUCCGUCCUCAAGCCCUCCAGCCGCUGCAUCGUGUCGUGUCCGUCCUCAAGCCCUCCAGCCGCUGCAUCGUGUCGUGUCCGUCCUCAAGCCCUCCAGCCGCUGCAUCGUGUCGUGUCCGUCCUCAAGCCCUCCAGCCGCUGCAUCGUGUCGUGUCCGUCCUCAAGCCCUCCAGCCGCUGCAUCGUGUCGUGUCCGUCCUCAAGCCCUCCAGCCGCUGCAUCGUGUCGUGUCCGUCCUCAAGCCCUCCAGCCGCUGCAUCGUGUCGUGUCCGUCCUCAAGCCCUCCAGCCGCUGCAUCGUGUCGUGUCCGUCCUCAAGCCCUCCAGCCGCUGCAUCGUGUCGUGUCCGUCCUCAAGCCCUCCAGCCGCUGCAUCGUGUCUUGUCCGUCCUCAAGCCCUCCAGCCGCUGCAUCGUGUCUUGUCCGUCCUCAAGCCCUCCAGCCGCUGCAUCGUGUCUUGUCCGUCCUCAAGCCCUCCAGCCGCUGCAUCGUGUCUUGUCCGUCCUCAAGCCCUCCAGCCGCUGCAUCGUGUCUUGUCCGUCCUCAAGCCCUCCAGCCGCUGCAUCGUGUCGUGUCCGUCCUCAAGCCCUCCAGCCGCUGCAUCGUGUCUUGUCCGUCCUCAAGCCCUCCAGCCGCUGCAUCGUGUCUUGUCCGUCCUCAAGCCCUCCAGCCGCUGCAUCGUGUCUUGUCCGUCCUCAAGCCCUCCAGCCGCUGCAUCGUGUCUUGUCCGUCCUCAAGCCCUCCAGCCGCUGCAUCGUGUCUUGUCCGUCCUCAAGCCCUCCAGCCGCUGCAUCGUGUCUUGUCCGUCCUCAAGCCCUCCAGCCGCUGCAUCGUGUCUUGUCCGUCCUCAAGCCCUCCAGCCGCUGCAUCGUGUCUUGUCCGUCCUCAAGCCCUCCAGCCGCUGCAUCGUGUCUUGUCCGUCCUCAAGCCCUCCAGCCGCUGCAUCGUGUCUUGUCCGUCCUCAAGCCCUCCAGCCGCUGCAUCGUGUCUUGUCCGUCCUCAAGCCCUCCAGCCGCUGCAUCGUGUCUUGUCCGUCCUCAAGCCCUCCAGCCGCUGCAUCGUGUCUUGUCCGUCCUCAAGCCCUCCAGCCGCUGCAUCGUGUCUUGUCCGUCCUCAAGCCCUCCAGCCGCUGCAUCGUGUCUUGUCCGUCCUCAAGCCCUCCAGCCGCUGCAUCGUGUCGUGUCCGUCCUCAAGCCCUCCAGCCGCUGCAUCGUGUCUUGUCCGUCCUCAAGCCCUCCAGCCGCUGCAUCGUGUCUUGUCCGUCCUCAAGCCCUCCAGCCGCUGCAUCGUGUCGUGUCCGUCCUCAAGCCCUCCAGCCGCUGCAUCGUGUCUUGUCCGUCCUCAAGCCCUCCAGCCGCUGCAUCGUGUCUUGUCCGUCCUCAAGCCCUCCAGCCGCUGCAUCGUGUCUUGUCCGUCCUCAAGCCCUCCAGCCGCUGCAUCGUGUCUUGUCCGUCCUCAAGCCCUCCAGCCGCUGCAUCGUGUCUUGUCCGUCCUCAAGCCCUCCAGCCGCUGCAUCGUGUCUUGUCCGUCCUCAAGCCCUCCAGCCGCUGCAUCGUGUCGUGUCCGUCCUCAAGCCCUCCAGCCGCUGCAUCGUGUCUUGUCCGUCCUCAAGCCCUCCAGCCGCUGCAUCGUGUCUUGUCCGUCCUCAAGCCCUCCAGCCGCUGCAUCGUGUCGUGUCCGUCCUCAAGCCCUCCAGCCGCUGCAUCGUGUCUUGUCCGUCCUCAAGCCCUCCAGCCGCUGCAUCGUGUCUUGUCCGUCCUCAAGCCCUCCAGCCGCUGCAUCGUGUCGUGUCCGUCCUCAAGCCCUCCAGCCGCUGCAUCGUGUCUUGUCCGUCCUCAAGCCCUCCAGCCGCUGCAUCGUGUCUUGUCCGUCCUCAAGCCCUCCAGCCGCUGCAUCGUGUCGUGUCCGUCCUCAAGCCCUCCAGCCGCUGCAUCGUGUCGUGUCCGUCCUCAAGCCCUCCAGCCGCUGCAUCGUGUCGUGUCCGUCCUCAAGCCCUCCAGCCGCUGCAUCGUGUCGUGUCCGUCCUCAAGCCCUCCAGCCGCUGCAUCGUGUCGUGUCCGUCCUCAAGCCCUCCAGCCGCUGCAUCGUGUCUUGUCCGUCCUCAAGCCCUCCAGCCGCUGCAUCGUGUCUUGUCCGUCCUCAAGCCCUCCAGCCGCUGCAUCGUGUCUUGUCCGUCCUCAAGCCCUCCAGCCGCUGCAUCGUGUCUUGUCCGUCCUCAAGCCCUCCAGCCGCUGCAUCGUGUCUUGUCCGUCCUCAAGCCCUCCAGCCGCUGCAUCGUGUCUUGUCCGUCCUCAAGCCCUCCAGCCGCUGCAUCGUGUCGUGUCCGUCCUCAAGCCCUCCAGCCGCUGCAUCGUGUCUUGUCCGUCCUCAAGCCCUCCAGCCGCUGCAUCGUGUCUUGUCCGUCCUCAAGCCCUCCAGCCGCUGCAUCGUGUCUUGUCCGUCCUCAAGCCCUCCAGCCGCUGCAUCGUGUCUUGUCCGUCCUCAAGCCCUCCAGCCGCUGCAUCGUGUCUUGUCCGUCCUCAAGCCCUCCAGCCGCUGCAUCGUGUCGUGUCCGUCCUCAAGCCCUCCAGCCGCUGCAUCGUGUCUUGUCCGUCCUCAAGCCCUCCAGCCGCUGCAUCGUGUCUUGUCCGUCCUCAAGCCCUCCAGCCGCUGCAUCGUGUCUUGUCCGUCCUCAAGCCCUCCAGCCGCUGCAUCGUGUCUUGUCCGUCCUCAAGCCCUCCAGCCGCUGCAUCGUGUCUUGUCCGUCCUCAAGCCCUCCAGCCGCUGCAUCGUGUCUUGUCCGUCCUCAAGCCCUCCAGCCGCUGCAUCGUGUCUUGUCCGUCCUCAAGCCCUCCAGCCGCUGCAUCGUGUCGUGUCCGUCCUCAAGCCCUCCAGCCGCUGCAUCGUGUCUUGUCCGUCCUCAAGCCCUCCAGCCGCUGCAUCGUGUCUUGUCCGUCCUCAAGCCCUCCAGCCGCUGCAUCGUGUCGUGUCCGUCCUCAAGCCCUCCAGCCGCUGCAUCGUGUCUUGUCCGUCCUCAAGCCCUCCAGCCGCUGCAUCGUGUCUUGUCCGUCCUCAAGCCCUCCAGCCGCUGCAUCGUGUCUUGUCCGUCCUCAAGCCCUCCAGCCGCUGCAUCGUGUCUUGUCCGUCCUCAAGCCCUCCAGCCGCUGCAUCGUGUCUUGUCCGUCCUCAAGCCCUCCAGCCGCUGCAUCGUGUCGUGUCCGUCCUCAAGCCCUCCAGCCGCUGCAUCGUGUCUUGUCCGUCCUCAAGCCCUCCAGCCGCUGCAUCGUGUCUUGUCCGUCCUCAAGCCCUCCAGCCGCUGCAUCGUGUCUUGUCCGUCCUCAAGCCCUCCAGCCGCUGCAUCGUGUCUUGUCCGUCCUCAAGCCCUCCAGCCGCUGCAUCGUGUCUUGUCCGUCCUCAAGCCCUCCAGCCGCUGCAUCGUGUCGUGUCCGUCCUCAAGCCCUCCAGCCGCUGCAUCGUGUCUUGUCCGUCCUCAAGCCCUCCAGCCGCUGCAUCGUGUCGUGUCCGUCCUCAAGCCCUCCAGCCGCUGCAUCGUGUCGUGUCCGUCCUCAAGCCCUCCAGCCGCUGCAUCGUGUCUUGUCCGUCCUCAAGCCCUCCAGCCGCUGCAUCGUGUCUUGUCCGUCCUCAAGCCCUCCAGCCGCUGCAUCGUGUCGUGUCCGUCCUCAAGCCCUCCAGCCGCUGCAUCGUGUCUUGUCCGUCCUCAAGCCCUCCAGCCGCUGCAUCGUGUCUUGUCCGUCCUCAAGCCCUCCAGCCGCUGCAUCGUGUCGUGUCCGUCCUCAAGCCCUCCAGCCGCUGCAUCGUGUCUUGUCCGUCCUCAAGCCCUCCAGCCGCUGCAUCGUGUCUUGUCCGUCCUCAAGCCCUCCAGCCGCUGCAUCGUGUCGUGUCCGUCCUCAAGCCCUCCAGCCGCUGCAUCGUGUCGUGUCCGUCCUCAAGCCCUCCAGCCGCUGCAUCGUGUCGUGUCCGUCCUCAAGCCCUCCAGCCGCUGCAUCGUGUCGUGUCCGUCCUCAAGCCCUCCAGCCGCUGCAUCGUGUCGUGUCCGUCCUCAAGCCCUCCAGCCGCUGCAUCGUGUCUUGUCCGUCCUCAAGCCCUCCAGCCGCUGCAUCGUGUCUUGUCCGUCCUCAAGCCCUCCAGCCGCUGCAUCGUGUCUUGUCCGUCCUCAAGCCCUCCAGCCGCUGCAUCGUGUCUUGUCCGUCCUCAAGCCCUCCAGCCGCUGCAUCGUGUCUUGUCCGUCCUCAAGCCCUCCAGCCGCUGCAUCGUGUCUUGUCCGUCCUCAAGCCCUCCAGCCGCUGCAUCGUGUCGUGUCCGUCCUCAAGCCCUCCAGCCGCUGCAUCGUGUCUUGUCCGUCCUCAAGCCCUCCAGCCGCUGCAUCGUGUCUUGUCCGUCCUCAAGCCCUCCAGCCGCUGCAUCGUGUCUUGUCCGUCCUCAAGCCCUCCAGCCGCUGCAUCGUGUCUUGUCCGUCCUCAAGCCCUCCAGCCGCUGCAUCGUGUCGUGUCCGUCCUCAAGCCCUCCAGCCGCUGCAUCGUGUCUUGUCCGUCCUCAAGCCCUCCAGCCGCUGCAUCGUGUCUUGUCCGUCCUCAAGCCCUCCAGCCGCUGCAUCGUGUCGUGUCCGUCCUCAAGCCCUCCAGCCGCUGCAUCGUGUCUUGUCCGUCCUCAAGCCCUCCAGCCGCUGCAUCGUGUCUUGUCCGUCCUCAAGCCCUCCAGCCGCUGCAUCGUGUCGUGUCCGUCCUCAAGCCCUCCAGCCGCUGCAUCGUGUCUUGUCCGUCCUCAAGCCCUCCAGCCGCUGCAUCGUGUCUUGUCCGUCCUCAAGCCCUCCAGCCGCUGCAUCGUGUCUUGUCCGUCCUCAAGCCCUCCAGCCGCUGCAUCGUGUCUUGUCCGUCCUCAAGCCCUCCAGCCGCUGCAUCGUGUCUUGUCCGUCCUCAAGCCCUCCAGCCGCUGCAUCGUGUCUUGUCCGUCCUCAAGCCCUCCAGCCGCUGCAUCGUGUCGUGUCCGUCCUCAAGCCCUCCAGCCGCUGCAUCGUGUCUUGUCCGUCCUCAAGCCCUCCAGCCGCUGCAUCGUGUCUUGUCCGUCCUCAAGCCCUCCAGCCGCUGCAUCGUGUCUUGUCCGUCCUCAAGCCCUCCAGCCGCUGCAUCGUGUCUUGUCCGUCCUCAAGCCCUCCAGCCGCUGCAUCGUGUCUUGUCCGUCCUCAAGCCCUCCAGCCGCUGCAUCGUGUCGUGUCCGUCCUCAAGCCCUCCAGCCGCUGCAUCGUGUCUUGUCCGUCCUCAAGCCCUCCAGCCGCUGCAUCGUGUCUUGUUCGUCCUCAAGCCCUCCAGCCGCUGCAUCGUGUCUUGUCCGUCCUCAAGCCCUCCAGCCGCUGCAUCGUGUCUUGUCCGUCCUCAAGCCCUCCAGCCGCUGCAUCGUGUCUUGUCCGUCCUCAAGCCCUCCAGCCGCUGCAUCGUGUCUUGUCCGUCCUCAAGCCCUCCAGCCGCUGCAUCGUGUCUUGUCCGUCCUCAAGCCCUCCAGCCGCUGCAUCGUGUCGUGUCCGUCCUCAAGCCCUCCAGCCGCUGCAUCGUGUCUUGUCCGUCCUCAAGCCCUCCAGCCGCUGCAUCGUGUCUUGUCCGUCCUCAAGCCCUCCAGCCGCUGCAUCGUGUCGUGUCCGUCCUCAAGCCCUCCAGCCGCUGCAUCGUGUCUUGUCCGUCCUCAAGCCCUCCAGCCGCUGCAUCGUGUCUUGUCCGUCCUCAAGCCCUCCAGCCGCUGCAUCGUGUCUUGUCCGUCCUCAAGCCCUCCAGCCGCUGCAUCGUGUCUUGUCCGUCCUCAAGCCCUCCAGCCGCUGCAUCGUGUCUUGUCCGUCCUCAAGCCCUCCAGCCGCUGCAUCGUGUCUUGUCCGUCCUCAAGCCCUCCAGCCGCUGCAUCGUGUCGUGUCCGUCCUCAAGCCCUCCAGCCGCUGCAUCGUGUCUUGUCCGUCCUCAAGCCCUCCAGCCGCUGCAUCGUGUCUUGUCCGUCCUCAAGCCCUCCAGCCGCUGCAUCGUGUCGUGUCCGUCCUCAAGCCCUCCAGCCGCUGCAUCGUGUCUUGUCCGUCCUCAAGCCCUCCAGCCGCUGCAUCGUGUCUUGUCCGUCCUCAAGCCCUCCAGCCGCUGCAUCGUGUCGUGUCCGUCCUCAAGCCCUCCAGCCGCUGCAUCGUGUCUUGUCCGUCCUCAAGCCCUCCAGCCGCUGCAUCGUGUCUUGUCCGUCCUCAAGCCCUCCAGCCGCUGCAUCGUGUCUUGUCCGUCCUCAAGCCCUCCAGCCGCUGCAUCGUGUCUUGUCCGUCCUCAAGCCCUCCAGCCGCUGCAUCGUGUCGUGUCCGUCCUCAAGCCCUCCAGCCGCUGCAUCGUGUCUUGUCCGUCCUCAAGCCCUCCAGCCGCUGCAUCGUGUCUUGUCCGUCCUCAAGCCCUCCAGCCGCUGCAUCGUGUCGUGUCCGUCCUCAAGCCCUCCAGCCGCUGCAUCGUGUCUUGUCCGUCCUCAAGCCCUCCAGCCGCUGCAUCGUGUCUUGUCCGUCCUCAAGCCCUCCAGCCGCUGCAUCGUGUCUUGUCCGUCCUCAAGCCCUCCAGCCGCUGCAUCGUGUCUUGUCCGUCCUCAAGCCCUCCAGCCGCUGCAUCGUGUCUUGUCCGUCCUCAAGCCCUCCAGCCGCUGCAUCGUGUCUUGUCCGUCCUCAAGCCCUCCAGCCGCUGCAUCGUGUCUUGUCCGUCCUCAAGCCCUCCAGCCGCUGCAUCGUGUCUUGUCCGUCCUCAAGCCCUCCAGCCGCUGCAUCGUGUCUUGUCCGUCCUCAAGCCCUCCAGCCGCUGCAUCGUGUCUUGUCCGUCCUCAAGCCCUCCAGCCGCUGCAUCGUGUCUUGUCCGUCCUCAAGCCCUCCAGCCGCUGCAUCGUGUCUUGUCCGUCCUCAAGCCCUCCAGCCGCUGCAUCGUGUCUUGUCCGUCCUCAAGCCCUCCAGCCGCUGCAUCGUGUCGUGUCCGUCCUCAAGCCCUCCAGCCGCUGCAUCGUGUCUUGUCCGUCCUCAAGCCCUCCAGCCGCUGCAUCGUGUCUUGUCCGUCCUCAAGCCCUCCAGCCGCUGCAUCGUGUCUUGUCCGUCCUCAAGCCCUCCAGCCGCUGCAUCGUGUCUUGUCCGUCCUCAAGCCCUCCAGCCGCUGCAUCGUGUCGUGUCCGUCCUCAAGCCCUCCAGCCGCUGCAUCGUGUCUUGUCCGUCCUCAAGCCCUCCAGCCGCUGCAUCGUGUCUUGUCCGUCCUCAAGCCCUCCAGCCGCUGCAUCGUGUCGUGUCCGUCCUCAAGCCCUCCAGCCGCUGCAUCGUGUCUUGUCCGUCCUCAAGCCCUCCAGCCGCUGCAUCGUGUCUUGUCCGUCCUCAAGCCCUCCAGCCGCUGCAUCGUGUCUUGUCCGUCCUCAAGCCCUCCAGCCGCUGCAUCGUGUCUUGUCCGUCCUCAAGCCCUCCAGCCGCUGCAUCGUGUCGUGUCCGUCCUCAAGCCCUCCAGCCGCUGCAUCGUGUCUUGUCCGUCCUCAAGCCCUCCAGCCGCUGCAUCGUGUCUUGUUCGUCCUCAAGCCCUCCAGCCGCUGCAUCGUGUCUUGUCCGUCCUCAAGCCCUCCAGCCGCUGCAUCGUGUCUUGUCCGUCCUCAAGCCCUCCAGCCGCUGCAUCGUGUCUUGUCCGUCCUCAAGCCCUCCAGCCGCUGCAUCGUGUCUUGUCCGUCCUCAAGCCCUCCAGCCGCUGCAUCGUGUCUUGUCCGUCCUCAAGCCCUCCAGCCGCUGCAUCGUGUCGUGUCCGUCCUCAAGCCCUCCAGCCGCUGCAUCGUGUCUUGUCCGUCCUCAAGCCCUCCAGCCGCUGCAUCGUGUCUUGUCCGUCCUCAAGCCCUCCAGCCGCUGCAUCGUGUCGUGUCCGUCCUCAAGCCCUCCAGCCGCUGCAUCGUGUCUUGUCCGUCCUCAAGCCCUCCAGCCGCUGCAUCGUGUCUUGUCCGUCCUCAAGCCCUCCAGCCGCUGCAUCGUGUCUUGUCCGUCCUCAAGCCCUCCAGCCGCUGCAUCGUGUCUUGUCCGUCCUCAAGCCCUCCAGCCGCUGCAUCGUGUCUUGUCCGUCCUCAAGCCCUCCAGCCGCUGCAUCGUGUCUUGUCCGUCCUCAAGCCCUCCAGCCGCUGCAUCGUGUCGUGUCCGUCCUCAAGCCCUCCAGCCGCUGCAUCGUGUCUUGUCCGUCCUCAAGCCCUCCAGCCGCUGCAUCGUGUCUUGUCCGUCCUCAAGCCCUCCAGCCGCUGCAUCGUGUCGUGUCCGUCCUCAAGCCCUCCAGCCGCUGCAUCGUGUCUUGUCCGUCCUCAAGCCCUCCAGCCGCUGCAUCGUGUCUUGUCCGUCCUCAAGCCCUCCAGCCGCUGCAUCGUGUCGUGUCCGUCCUCAAGCCCUCCAGCCGCUGCAUCGUGUCUUGUCCGUCCUCAAGCCCUCCAGCCGCUGCAUCGUGUCUUGUCCGUCCUCAAGCCCUCCAGCCGCUGCAUCGUGUCUUGUCCGUCCUCAAGCCCUCCAGCCGCUGCAUCGUGUCUUGUCCGUCCUCAAGCCCUCCAGCCGCUGCAUCGUGUCUUGUCCGUCCUCAAGCCCUCCAGCCGCUGCAUCGUGUCGUGUCCGUCCUCAAGCCCUCCAGCCGCUGCAUCGUGUCUUGUCCGUCCUCAAGCCCUCCAGCCGCUGCAUCGUGUCUUGUCCGUCCUCAAGCCCUCCAGCCGCUGCAUCGUGUCUUGUCCGUCCUCAAGCCCUCCAGCCGCUGCAUCGUGUCUUGUCCGUCCUCAAGCCCUCCAGCCGCUGCAUCGUGUCGUGUCCGUCCUCAAGCCCUCCAGCCGCUGCAUCGUGUCUUGUCCGUCCUCAAGCCCUCCAGCCGCUGCAUCGUGUCUUGUCCGUCCUCAAGCCCUCCAGCCGCUGCAUCGUGUCUUGUCCGUCCUCAAGCCCUCCAGCCGCUGCAUCGUGUCUUGUCCGUCCUCAAGCCCUCCAGCCGCUGCAUCGUGUCGUGUCCGUCCUCAAGCCCUCCAGCCGCUGCAUCGUGUCGUGUCCGUCCUCAAGCCCUCCAGCCGCUGCAUCGUGUCGUGUCCGUCCUCAAGCCCUCCAGCCGCUGCAUCGUGUCUUGUCCGUCCUCAAGCCCUCCAGCCGCUGCAUCGUGUCUUGUCCGUCCUCAAGCCCUCCAGCCGCUGCAUCGUGUCUUGUCCGUCCUCAAGCCCUCCAGCCGCUGCAUCGUGUCUUGUCCGUCCUCAAGCCCUCCAGCCGCUGCAUCGUGUCUUGUCCGUCCUCAAGCCCUCCAGCCGCUGCAUCGUGUCUUGUCCGUCCUCAAGCCCUCCAGCCGCUGCAUCGUGUCUUGUCCGUCCUCAAGCCCUCCAGCCGCUGCAUCGUGUCUUGUCCGUCCUCAAGCCCUCCAGCCGCUGCAUCGUGUCGUGUCCGUCCUCAAGCCCUCCAGCCGCUGCAUCGUGUCGUGUCCGUCCUCAAGCCCUCCAGCCGCUGCAUCGUGUCUUGUCCGUCCUCAAGCCCUCCAGCCGCUGCAUCGUGUCUUGUCCGUCCUCAAGCCCUCCAGCCGCUGCAUCGUGUCUUGUCCGUCCUCAAGCCCUCCAGCCGCUGCAUCGUGUCGUGUCCGUCCUCAAGCCCUCCAGCCGCUGCAUCGUGUCGUGUCCGUCCUCAAGCCCUCCAGCCGCUGCAUCGUGUCGUGUCCGUCCUCAAGCCCUCCAGCCGCUGCAUCGUGUCGUGUCCGUCCUCAAGCCCUCCAGCCGCUGCAUCGUGUCGUGUCCGUCCUCAAGCCCUCCAGCCGCUGCAUCGUGUCGUGUCCGUCCUCAAGCCCUCCAGCCGCUGCAUCGUGUCUUGUCCGUCCUCAAGCCCUCCAGCCGCUGCAUCGUGUCUUGUCCGUCCUCAAGCCCUCCAGCCGCUGCAUCGUGUCGUGUCCGUCCUCAAGCCCUCCAGCCGCUGCAUCGUGUCGUGUCCGUCCUCAAGCCCUCCAGCCGCUGCAUCGGGUCUUGUCCGUCCUCAAGCCCUCCAGCCGCUGCAUCGUGUCUUGUCCGUCCUCAAGCCCUCCAGCCGCUGCAUCGUGUCUUGUCCGUCCUCAAGCCCUCCAGCCGCUGCAUCGUGUCGUGUCCGUCCUCAAGCCCUCCAGCCGCUGCAUCGUGUCUUGUCCGUCCUCAAGCCCUCCAGCCGCCGCAUCGUGUCGUGUCCGUCCUCAAGCCCUCCAGCCGCUGCAUCGUGUCUUGUCCGUCCUCAAGCCCUCCAGCCGCUGCAUCGUGUCUUGUCCGUCCUCAAGCCCUCCAGCCGCUGCAUCGUGUCUUGUCCGUCCUCAAGCCCUCCAGCCGCUGCAUCGUGUCUUGUCCGUCCUCAAGCCCUCCAGCCGCUGCAUCGUGUCGUGUCCGUCCUCAAGCCCUCCAGCCGCUGCAUCGUGUCGUGUCCGUCCUCAAGCCCUCCAGCCGCUGCAUCGUGUCGUGUCCGUCCUCAAGCCCUCCAGCCGCUGCAUCGUGUCUUGUCCGUCCUCAAGCCCUCCAGCCGCUGCAUCGUGUCUUGUCCGUCCUCAAGCCCUCCAGCCGCUGCAUCGUGUCGUGUCCGUCCUCAAGCCCUCCAGCCGCUGCAUCGUGUCUUGUCCGUCCUCAAGCCCUCCAGCCGCUGCAUCGUGUCGUGUCCGUCCUCAAGCCCUCCAGCCGCUGCAUCGUGUCUUGUCCGUCCUCAAGCCCUCCAGCCGCUGCAUCGUGUCUUGUCCGUCCUCAAGCCCUCCAGCCGCUGCAUCGUGUCUUGUCCGUCCUCAAGCCCUCCAGCCGCUGCAUCGUGUCGUGUCCGUCCUCAAGCCCUCCAGCCGCUGCAUCGUGUCUUGUCCGUCCUCAAGCCCUCCAGCCGCUGCAUCGUGUCUUGUCGCCGCUGCACCCCCAGCAGAGCUCGAAACAGCUGAGAGGAGAGAGGGAGAUGAGAGUAGAGUGGGAAGGGGAUGGGGGCGAGAGGAUGGGGAGGAAGUUGGGAGGGGGGAAAAUGGGAAGAGUGAGAAGGGGCAAACGGGGAGAAUCAAGGGAAGAGGGAAAGCAGGGGGGUGGGAGGGAGGGAAGCCUGCUACAAGCAACAGGAGAUGA
Messenger RNA from Closterium sp. Naga37s-1, 15318 nucleotides. Lineage: Eukaryota; Viridiplantae; Streptophyta; Zygnematophyceae; Desmidiales; Closteriaceae. The record is from the annotation of a GenBank genome assembly.